AUGGGAGAUAUUUUCGGUGGGUUGGCUGUACUAUACAUACUCCUUUUCUUCUUCUUCUUCUUCUUCUUCUUCUUCUUCUUCUUCUUCUUCUUCUUCUUUUUUCUUCUUUUUUCGUCUUCUUCUUCUACCACUACUUCUUUUUCUUCAUCUUCUUCUUUUUUCUUCAUCUUCUUUUUUCUUCAUCUUCUUCUUUUUUCGUCGUUUUCUUCUUUUUUCUUCUUCUUUUUUCUUCUUCUUUUUUCUUCUUCUUUUUUCGUCUUCUUCUUCUACUACUACUUCUUUUUUCUUCUUCUUUUUUCUUCGUCGUCGUCUUCUUUUUUUCGCCUUCUUCUUCUUUUUUCUUCGUCUUCUUUUUUCCUCUUUUUUCGUUUUCUUCUUCUACUUCUACUUCUUUUUUUCUUCAUCUUUUUUCUUCGUCUUCUUCUUUUUUUCUUCGUCUUCUUCUUUUUUCUUCGUCGUCUUCUAAUUUUUUCUUCGUCUUCUUCUUUUUCUUCGUCGUCGUCUUCAUUUUUCUUCUUCUUCGUCUUCUUCUUUUUCUUCUUCUUCUUUUCUUCUUCUUCUUCUUCUAUCUUUCUUUCUUUCUUUCUUUCUUUCUUUCUUUCUUUCUUUCUUUCUUUCUUUCUUUCUCAGACCUAUGCUGAUAAUUGGCUAACACCUGCCUGGUAUCGUUCGUUUGCAAAUUUUGUCGCGCCAUCUUUAUUUCUUUCUUUUUCUUUCUUUCUUGCUCAUUUCUUCUUUUUUUUUCUUUCUUUCUUUCUUUUUUUACCUCUUUCUUUCUUUCUUUCUUUCUUUCUUUCUUUCUUUAUUUCUUUCUUUCUUUCUUUCUUUCUUUCCCCCUUCCUUUCUUUAUCUUUCUUUCUUUCUCAGACUUGCGCUGACUAUUGGCUAACACCUUUCUAUAUCGUUCGUUUGCAAAUUUUGUCGCGCCAUCUUUCUUUCUUUCUUUCUCUUUUCCUUUUUUUUUCUUUCUUUCUUUCUUUCUUUCUUUCUUUCUUUCUUUCUUUCUUUCUUUCUUGCUUGCUUGCUUCCUCUCUUCCUUUCUUUCUUUCUAAGACUUCCGCUAACACCUGCCUAGUAUCGUUCGUUUGCAAAUUUUGUCGCGCCAUAUUUCUUUUUUCUUUCUUUCUUCCUCCUUUCCUUUCUUUCUUUCUUUCUUUCUUUCUUUCUUUCUUUCUUUCUUUCUUUCUUUCUCUCUCUCUUUCUUUUUGUUUCUUCCUUUCUUUCUUCUCAGUAGCUCUUUCUCUCAUUUUCUCUUUCUCUUUUCCUCACUAUUUCUCUAUUUCUCCCCUUUCAAUUAAACUGCCUCUCUCAGUUUCUAUUUUAUCACUUUCUCUCUCUCUCUCUCUCUCUCUCUCUCUCUCUCUCUCUCUCUCUCUCUCGGCUUACGGUCGCACCACGUUGAAACACCGGUUCCCUAAAUUGGUUAUUUCUCUCUCUCUCUCUCUCUCUCUCUCUCUCUCUCUCUCUCUCUCUCUCUCUAUAUAUAUAUAUAGGAAUGCCAAAGCUGGACACCAAAAUACGGGUUUAUAG
Molecule: messenger RNA, 1530 nt
Organism: Acanthosepion pharaonis
Lineage: Eukaryota; Metazoa; Mollusca; Cephalopoda; Sepiida; Sepiidae
Source: the annotation of a GenBank genome assembly